AUGGUUGCGUGUCUGGUACUAUUCUCAGGAGGGAUGGAAACCAUUGGGGAGAUAGAUGGCGAUAAGGUGUUCAUGUUUGCGGAGUUGAUAGCUAUUUAUAUCUCCAUGGUUGUAUAUGCUGUUGCACUGAGUGUGGGACCUAUACUCUGGAGAAAGAUCGAGGUGCAUGCAAGGAAUGCCAUGCUUAUUGCAGCUGCUGCUAUGGCGAUAGCUGUUCAUAUGGUUAUUCUUAGGAAGAUAGGAGGCGACUACUGGUUGAGGCUUUAUGCUAAUGCGACGUUCACUGUGUUGGCGACUCUCGCUUGUGGUUUCAUCUUCUUUGUGACAAGUAGAGAUUCUGUUGGUAGCGUCGGUUAUUAA
Molecule: messenger RNA, 360 nt
Organism: Lactuca saligna
Lineage: Eukaryota; Viridiplantae; Streptophyta; Magnoliopsida; Asterales; Asteraceae
Source: the annotation of a GenBank genome assembly